Molecule: messenger RNA, 2244 nt
Organism: Galeopterus variegatus (Sunda flying lemur)
Lineage: Eukaryota; Metazoa; Chordata; Mammalia; Dermoptera; Cynocephalidae
Gene: ARIH2OS
Product: ariadne homolog 2 opposite strand
Source: RefSeq, a predicted model, not a curated record
AUGAGUCGGGAGCCCCGGAAACGACGCGUUUCCCCGGCGCACCAAGCGGGAGGGCCCAGAUGUGUCGCCGCCGGUCGGUCAGAGGCGCUGGCCUCCGACCUUUCUGCUGAGAAGGCCGCGGAAGAAAAGGCAGAGACGCCGCUGCCCGACCGCUCCAGCUGUAGCCUUCUGUUGUCCCUCUGCCAGAGGCAGGGGACUCUCGGAUCGUGUACGGACGGCAAGGGGCGCCCGGGCCUCGCAAGCUGCGGCGGGGCCCCGGCCCUGCCGAGGAGAGGCGCGGAUAGCACCCCCCACACACACACACCCCGGCCCGCCAGAGUAAACAAGGUCGCAACUCGCACCGCACACUUACCGGGAGCCGCGGCCCCGAGGCCCCUGAGGCCGGGCAGGCCAGACCCGAUCAGAUCGGGCCACAGGGGUCGGAUUGGUGUGUAGCGACGGCGAAGGCGGCGGGCCAACGCCGGUGGGGCCUGCGCUGCUUCCUUCGGAGGAUCCGUCCCCGCAGCUCCGGAAGUGCUCGACGCAGUUGCGUCACCUGGUCCGGGUCGACCCGCGGUCGCCCGGGUCGCGGCAGGUUCCAGGAGAAACGGCUACUCAAUACAACGUCCUUGCAACGUGGCGCUCCGACCCAGUCCAACAAGGAUACGGCGGGCGCCGACCGCUGGAGGAGGCAGCAAAGGGUUCGGUUUAUGGAGGGGUGGUCAAGGAAUCCUUUCCCACAUUCGCUUCCCAGCGCCUGCCAACGAGCCACGGGCCGGCCCCAACGAGGUAUUUUUAACCAGCGGGUUUUUGACCUGCUUCUCACUUCACUCUUUGUUCUCCGGUGUCGGGCACGGUGACGUCCGUGGGGUGGAUAGUACCAUGGCUUCCCGGCCGCUAUCUGAUGGUCGGAGGCGAGCCGAGCUGGGAAUUUCUACCUGCGCUGAGAGGCUGUCACUGCAUGGUCCGCGAGCUGCGACCACGUCAGGCUUUCUCUUCCCCGGUCGCGGCCUCGUUCGCCGCCCAGUUCUCUGUCUUCCACUCAUCAUACAAGAUUGCAUCUUAACUGCUUUGCUGCGCAGUUUUUUCGCACAGCAUAGAAACUGUUAUGACUUCCAGUAUCUUCUAGGACCGGUUGUCAAGUGUUGUGGAUAGAUAAAGACGGAGGCUCACUCAGGUUGCUGCAUCUCAGUGGAAACACCAAUGUGAAGCUGGUGGUGUUAGGGAGCCGCCUGGCUAUGCAAAUCCGUUGAUAACGACCCAAACCAUUUCCAUCCAUACACGAAUCGUUUAUAUACUGACAUUCAAGAUACCUAUGUGUAACGGGCUCUCUUAUUUAAUUCUUGCGAGAAAUACAUGAUUUUCAGCUUCCAGUUUAACUCAGGUCAUGUAUCUAAAUCAGGUGCAAUCAAAUACAAGCCCCAAAUUAAUUUGAGGUGAAAAUUAACAGUAAUGGGUGAGUAACAUAUUUUAGGGUUAUGAAUUUUGUGUAUUAGCAACAUAAAAAUCUAUCCAAUGUAUUUGUUUCACUUGUUUUGACAAAACAUGUCCAUUUUAAUUAUGAUGAUACUAGCAAAGAACCCACAAUAUAUUUUCUGCAAAUGAAACCUAAAUUAGAAGCUCUCUCUUGGGGUUACUGGUAAUAAAUUCAUUCCAGCAAAUAGAAGGGAAACAAUCAGUCUUUCUGUAGAAUGCUUGCAUUUGCAAAAUACAGAAUGAGAACACAUGUCAAGCACAUGUAAGCAUGUACAGUGUAUUGGAAUCCUACAUAUUAUCCUUUAUGUGUUUACCUGUCUUUCCCCUGCUAAAGGUAGGUUUCUUAAGAGCACAGAUCCAACAUUGUUUUAAUAUUAUUCUAUUAAAUAAACAUUUGGGCUGAUAUUAUUAUAACAGCGUUAUUUUAUCUAGUAGCAAUUUCUCCACAGGAAAUAAGUAUUUUAAAAGGAUAUACAUAAAAAUAGUUGCACAUAAACAUAGGUUCUUUAAGAGUUUGUGGAAAAAUAGAAUUGAAAGGUAAUACAAAUUUUCCAUGAACUUUUUGGAGUACCCUUGUAUGUGCUUUGAAACGCUGGUUCUAAUAGGAAAAAGUCUGCAGCAUAUCAAAUGUCCAUAGUAAGGGUUCUGUUAAAUUAUGAUGAAAGAGACAAUAAAGCCAUUAAAAAUUAUGCUUUAAUAAGGCAUCUUUUGACAAGGAAAGGUAUUUGAUGUACUCUUUAUUAUUUUUUUUUAAAGAUGACCGGUAAGGGGAUCUUAACCCUUGAAUUG